Pseudophryne corroboree (corroboree frog) is the source of this 4155-nucleotide messenger RNA. It is a transcript of the gene PKD2L1, whose product is annotated as polycystin 2 like 1, transient receptor potential cation channel. Gene Ontology annotation, cellular component: membrane. The record is from RefSeq and is a predicted model, not a curated record. Gene Ontology annotation, biological process: potassium ion transmembrane transport; detection of mechanical stimulus. NCBI's taxonomy places the organism in Eukaryota, Metazoa, Chordata, Amphibia, Anura, Myobatrachidae. The transcript is spliced from 15 exons. The coding region runs from base 126 to 2633 and encodes 835 amino acids. Gene Ontology annotation, molecular function: calcium channel activity; sodium channel activity; calcium-activated potassium channel activity.
AGCCAGCUUGAAUGACACUAUAUAAAGACCUGUGCACUUCCAGAUCUAUUAGAGUCUAGUGUCAGAAGGGAGUCUAAUCUUUAUCAGAGCUGACCUGUGUACAAGAGACAGCAAUAUAAAACAAUAUGAAUCCAGCCAAGCUUAGAAGUCGGGCAGAAAAUCAGUUCAAGGCUCAGGAGGAACAAGAAAUGGAUAAUUUAGGGAAAAAAGCUUGGGAUAAUCCAGCCUAUGAUGGCUCUCCGUCUCCAAAGAUCAAAGCCAUAUACAACCCCAAAACUGUUUUGGAAAAUCCAUAUGACAGUAUGGACCAUUUUGGAGACCCGCCACCUUACCAGAAAGAGAGGAGUAAGAGAAGAAACCUGUGCUCCGAAUGUUGUUCCCACAUUGUCCGGGGGAUUAGAGGACUUUGGGGAACAACUCUAACUGAAGAUACAGCGGAAAAUCGAGAGCUAUUUGUGAAAACCACACUAAGGGAAUUGCUUGUCUAUAUUAUCUUCUUGGUGGACAUCUGUCUCUUGACAUAUGGGAUGACGAGCUCUAACACUUACUAUUACACAAAUGUGAUGUCCACACUUUUCCUGUCCACGCCGUCAUCUGAUACUGGAGUUACGUUCCAGACUAUUGGCAGCAUGAGUGAUUUUUGGUCGUAUUCACAGGGACCAUUACUAGAUGGCCUUUAUUGGACCAAAUGGUACAACAACGCAUCCUUAGACCACACUCCAAAUUCAUUCAUUUACUAUGAGAACCUGCUGCUUGGAGUCCCACGCAUGCGACAGCUGAAGGUAGAGAAUAAUUCUUGUGUUGUACAUAAGGACUUUAGAGAAGACAUCUCGGGUUGUUACGAUGUAUAUUCUAAGGAUGAAGAGGACAAAAAUCCAUUUGGACUGGUGAACGGGACAGCGUGGACAUAUCAUACAGAGGAUGAACUAGGAGGGUCGUCACACUGGGGGAAAAUAGCGACCUACAGUGGGGGAGGUUAUUAUUUAGAUUUUGAUUUGACUAAACAAGACACACUAAGUGGCCUGCAAACCUUGAAAAGUAACCUUUGGCUGGAUAGAGGAACUCGUGUGGUCUUCAUUGAUUUUUCAGUGUAUAAUGCCAACAUCAACCUAUUUUGUGUUUUAAGGCUUGUAGUGGAAUUCCCAGCAACCGGCGGCGCAAUCCCAUCAUGGCAGAUCCGUACAGUCAAGCUCAUUCGAUAUGUCAGCAACUGGGAUUAUUUCAUUAUUGCCUGUGAAAUUAUCUUCUGUGUUUUCAUCUUUUACUACAUGGUGGAGGAAAUUCUGGAGCUGAGAAUACACAGAUUCAAAUAUUUCACAAGUAUCUGGAACAUUUUAGAUCUUGUGGUUAUAAUGCUUUCUCUUGUAGCCAUUGCAUUCCAUAUCUUUCGAACCCUGGAGGUGAACCGGCUUAUGGGAACCCUACUGGAACAGCCCAACAAAUACGCAGACUUUGAGUUUUUGGCUUUUUGGCAAACACAAUACAACAACAUGAAUGCUGUGAAUCUUUUCUUUGCAUGGAUAAAAAUCUUCAAAUACAUUAGCUUCAAUAAGACAAUGACGCAACUUUCAUCUACUCUUGCUCGUUGUGCAAAGGAUAUCCUGGGCUUUGCAAUCAUGUUCUUCAUAGUGUUUUUUGCCUAUGCUCAGCUAGGAUAUCUUCUUUUUGGAACCCAAGUGGAAAACUUUAGCACAUUUGUAAAGUGCAUAUUCACCCAGUUUAGAAUCAUCUUAGGAGAUUUUGACUAUGAUGCCAUUGACAAUGCCAACAGAAUUCUGGGACCUAUUUAUUUUGUUACCUACGUUUUCUUUGUCUUCUUCGUAUUGUUGAACAUGUUUUUGGCCAUCAUCAAUGACACAUAUUCGGAAGUGAAAGAAGAGCUUUCACAUCAGAAGAAUGAGCUACAGUUUUCUGACAUCUUAAAGCAGGGUUAUAGGAAGACAUUAAUGAAGCUGAAACUAAAGAAAGAGCGCAUUUCAGAUGUACAGAAAGCUCUGCAGAAUGGCUCCAAGGAAAUGGCAUUUGAAGAAUUCAAAAAUAAUCUAAAAGAGAUGGGACAUGAUGACCAUGAGAUUACAGACGCUUUUUCUAGAUUUGACCAGGAUGGUAACCGGAUCUUAGAUGAAGAAGAACAGAAGAGAAUGAGAACUCUCCUUGAGGAAAGAAGGCUGGCUCUGAAUGCGGAGAUUGAGAAUUUAGGAAGGUCAUAUGGGAGCAAGGAUUUGGACGAAGUGGUGAAAUUAUCAGAUAUGAAGAACAACCUUUCCACUAAGCCCAACUGGGUUUCACAAGAAGAAUUUACAGUAUUUCUGAGAAGACUCCAGCAACUUGAAAUGUCCAUUAAUGGAAUAAUGCUAAAAGUAGAAACCGUGGAGAUAAAACUGGAGACAAUGGAAACAAACAAGAUGAAGCAGACAAACCUUGUGGACAAUCUACCAAACAAUAUUGCAAAGGAGAAACAGUUAAGCCAGGAAGAAAUUCGCCAACGCAACUUAGGCCAGCUAGUAAAAGAGGAGAAGGAGAACUGGGACUCUGAGUAUAAACCCAGGAACACCAUGGAACAGUCCUACAGAAACAGCAACGCAUUCUAUCCACAUAUGACCGGCUCACAGAACUCCUUAAACUUCACUUAGACUCAAUGUCAUUCGUAUUGUGGUUGUGUGUUUGAUUACAAUCCUGUUACCUCUAAAUUAGUAAUAGACAGGGGGAAAAAAGUUUGUACCUACUUAAUGUACAGUAACUGUCUGUUUAAUGUUGCAGUUAAAUAUAGUGCUAUCGGAAAACACUGAGAUGGACCUGUUUAAAAAUCGAUCUCAAACUUUAAAAUGACAUUAAGUGAAAUGGAACUGCACAAUGCUCUCUGCAGAUCAGCAAAGGGUAAAUAAUCAGAACAAAGAUUUUAGCACCUUACUUUCUAUGGAGAAAUAAAAAAACAUUGUUAAAACAAAAACUCCAAUACAUACUGAAGUAUGUAAAUUGAAACCAACACACAAAAAACAUAUUUAUAGCGCCAACAUGUACUGUAGUAACGUACACAGUUCUAGUCAGGCACAUUGGUUAUAACUACAGUGCAGUGAUGCUUGUGCUUCCUCGCUGUCACACAAAAUGCUCAGUGGGAAUGAGAACUAUAGCUAUUAUUGAAAAACCUUAAAGACUUGUAACUUCUGAAAAGCUGUGUACACACUAGAGCUACGUGUGUACCAGUGACGGUGUGGCGCGAUGUAACAAUACAUUGCACCGCUGUACACACUGCACACUCUGGUGUACAACGGCGCAACGUAUCCUUACAGCAUGCAUGUAAUUGCAUGCCUCCAUUCACUGCAUCAUCUGAUGUGCAACACGAGAUGGGAAGAUGCGAUGAAUGACAGCCUUGAAUGCUCAGUCACUGGUCACAUACUAUGUGAUGCAUACCAUAUAUGGUCCGGAUCAGUGUCAGAAUGGUAUAUUGCUUAGUGUGUACCCAUUACCUGUAUAGAUUGGUACUGUACGAUUUAAAAAACAAACUUGCAACCAAGGAGGGUACUCUACUAUGUUAGUAUCUUUAGUUCACUUCUGCAACUGUACAAGCUUUAGUACACAUGUUGAUCUGUCCGGCUUAGUUAGAUUGCACAUCAAUAUUGAUCUAAACCGAUGCUGUGACUGUAUUGCAGUGUUACUCAGCUAGUCCUUAGUGAAGCCUAACAGUGUAUGUUCUUCCAGGGUUUCUCACAAUCACAAGUGAAAUAACUGGGAUGCAGUUAACAUACCGGCUGUCAGGAUCCCGGCGAUCAGUAGACACCGGAAUCCCAACUGUAGGUGAAAUGCCGACAGACGGAAUCCAGAACACAGGUUACAUUCCCACUUAGUUGGUGGGUCCACGUCAUCAACAGAGUGGGAAUAUAAUCUGUGGCAAGAAAAGCAAGCCACGGCACCCGUAGCGUGGCGAGCCCUCUAUUCCAGCAUACGGGAUGCCGCUGUCGGUAUAGUGAUAGCCGGAAUCCCGUCUGCCGGUCAAACAUAUGUAUUCCAAAAUAACAAGCACCAGCUGUAAAUAUUUUAAAAUGUGUCAGUCAGCAAUGAAUACACCUGUGUGCCAGCAUGGAAUUUGGAAACAAGCUCUUUUAGGGUUCCUGAUGGACUGGUGUUGGGAAACACUGGUGUUUAUACAUUGCAAAG